AGAGUGCAUUUUGUUAUCACGACCAAAAACACGAGACCGUUCCUCAAAAUGGACAUACAAGCAGGAUGGGGUUUUAUUCUUGUCGUGUUAUUAACAUGGCAGACAACCGAAAGCUACUUGUUGAGUACUUCUUGUGGUUCCAACACAUGUAGCGGCAAUGGAGCUUGUUCCAUAGUAAAUGGCGUUGUCAAGUGUCACUGUCACCUCAAUUACGCCGGAGACCACUGCGAGCUUACUGACUUUUGCCUUGAUUAUCCUUGUGGAAAUCAUGGACAUUGCAAAACCAUUAGCCACUAUCCACACUUUAUGUGCAUAUGUGACGCAGGCUGCACGGGACAGUUCUGCAGCACACAGGUGACCGGAUCUCAAUCAAGUUCACAUGGACAACCAAAUACUACAUGCGAUGGUCAAUAUUGUAAUCACCAUGGCGACUGUUCCGAAGUUAACGGACAUCAAACAUGUAUAUGCCACUCUGGAUAUUCAGGAAAUCGGUGUCAGUAUACAAAUUUUUGCCUGGGUCUUCCUUGUGGAAGUCAUGGACACUGCAAAGACAUUAACCAUUACCCACACUUUAUGUGCACAUGUAACGCAGGGUACACUGGCCAGUACUGCAGCACACAGGUGACCGGAUCUCAAUCAAGUUCACAUGGACAGCCAUAUACUACAUGUGAUAGUCAAUAUUGUAAUCACCAUGGCGACUGUUCCGAAGUUAACGGACAUCAAACAUGUCACUGUCACUCUGGAUAUUCAGGACAUCAGUGUCAGCAUACAACAUGCUCUACGUCCCAGUGUUCCCUAAAGGGCAGCUGUAUCGGUGACACCAGCAAUAUACAGUGCCAAUGUUACCAUGGAUAUUACGGCUCACGGUGUCAACAAGUUGAUGUGCAAAUAGCGCAAGGAACAUGUGGGAGCUCGUGUUCUGGCCACGGUGUUUGUUAUAACGUUCAAGGAUUUGAUGUGUGCAGUUGUCAUCAUAACUACUAUGGGGAAACAUGUCAACUUAUAUCCUCAAAUCAUUCAUCCACUGAUUGCCAUAGCGAGGACUGCUCACAUGAAGGAACGUGCCAUAUGCAGAAUGGAAGACCACAUUGUCAAUGCUACCCCAACCGAUACGGAGACUACUGUGAAUAUUUUGUUGUGUCAACCACUGCUGCCCCAACCACCACUGCUUCUGCUGCCACAUCAACCGCUGCUGCCCCAACCACCACCAGCAACAAUGGAGGAACACAAGGAUGUGCUGACCUCGAUGUCCUUGCAUGUCAGAGGGACACGAGUCUAUGCCAAGAUCAUACAUAUGCGAAAUUUGCCUGCCCUAAAACAUGCAACAUGUGUUGCUCUACACCAAAUGAUAUUGUUUUAUAA
Messenger RNA from Mya arenaria, 1362 nucleotides. RefSeq names its product sushi, nidogen and EGF-like domain-containing protein 1. Gene Ontology annotation, cellular component: plasma membrane; protein-containing complex. NCBI's taxonomy places the organism in Eukaryota, Metazoa, Mollusca, Bivalvia, Myida, Myidae. The record is from RefSeq and is a predicted model, not a curated record. Gene Ontology annotation, biological process: establishment or maintenance of epithelial cell apical/basal polarity; heterophilic cell-cell adhesion. The coding region runs from base 49 to 1362 and encodes 437 amino acids. The transcript has 12 exons.